This is a messenger RNA of Pelobates cultripes (western spadefoot toad), 1568 nucleotides long. The record is from the annotation of a GenBank genome assembly. NCBI's taxonomy places the organism in Eukaryota, Metazoa, Chordata, Amphibia, Anura, Pelobatidae.
UGAUGGCGUCUGUUGAUCUGAGAGAUGAACUGACCUGCUCAAUCUGCCUGAACAUUUAUACCGAUCCUGUACCUGUAACCUUGAUAUGUGGCCAUAGAUUCUGCCAAGACUGCAUCACAAAAACAUUGGACAACCAGAGUGGCAGAGAAUAUUCCUGCCCUGAAGGUAAACAUGGCUUUAUAGUAGUGGAGAAUUUUCUAUCUACUCGCCCAGGGCAGAAGGAGGUUGGGAUCCCCUGUACUUAUUGUGUUCACUCUCUUGUACCUGCUGCUAAAACAUGUCUUCAUUGUGAAGCUUCUCUGUGUGAAACCCACCUGAGGGUCCACAGUAAGUCACCAGAACAUGUUUUAAUUGAACCCACCACUUCACUAAGGAAUAGAAAAUGCUCCGUCCACAAGAAAGUCUUGGAGUAUUACUGCUCUAAGGAUGCAGUCUGUAUCUGUGUAUCCUGCAGACUGGAUGGACAGCACAGGACACACAAAGUAGAGACUCUCAAUGAGGCCUCUGAGAAGAAGAAGAAGAAACUAAGAAAUAUUAUGGAAAAACUGACCUCAAAGAAAAAGGAGGCUGAGAAAAGAGUUCAAAGCCUGCAGGAGCUCAGGAGACAAGUUCAGGAAAAAGCUGCGGGAGUAACAGAGCAAGUUGGUGCCCUGCUUAAGGACAUUAUGAAACAACUAAAAACGCUAGAGAAGAGAGUCCUGAAUGAGAUCUCAAGGCAAAAAGAGCAAGUCUCACUCCGGGUCUCAGAUCAAAUCCAGCAGCUGGAAAUAAAGAAAGAGGAGCUGUCCAGGAAGAUGGGUCACAUCGAGGAGCUAUGUAACAUGACGGACCCAUUAACUGUCUUACAAGGAUGUGAAUCAGACAGCGAUGACUAUUGUGAUACUGAGGAGGGAGAUAAUGAGGACAGAGAGAGAGAUGAUAACAAGGUCCGUGCUGUGGGAAAUCUGGAUGUGGGUCUGAUCUCAGUGACCUUACACUCAGGGUUAGCUGGGAUUGUGACUGGAGUAAAGAGACAACUCCAUGUACCGGAUUCUUCAGACAUGUUACUAGAUGUAAACACGGCUUCAGACAUUUUACUAGAUGUAAAUACGGCUAGUAAUGAUGUUACUGUAUCAGAUGAUUUCAAAACUUUAUGUAGAUCAGAAAUAAGCCAGAGUCGCCCAGAAACUUCAGAUAGAUUUGAGAAGAAUCAGGUUUUAGGCAGCAGGAGCUUCUCCUCGGGGCGACAUUACUGGGAAGUGGAGAGCAGUGAAUCAGGGAGAUGGAUCGUAGGGAUGGCCUAUCCUAGAAUUGCCAGAAAAGGGCGUCAGUCAGUGAUUGGAUAUAAUAACAAGUCCUGGGGUUUGUGGAGGUGGGAUCAUGAUGAAUAUUCUGUGAUACAUGAAAGUAAGGAAAUUCUGUUAACUCACCGCCCUUCCAGCCAGAGAUUAGGGAUAUACCUGGACUACGAGGCUGGGCGGCUGUCCUUUUAUGAGCUGUGUGAGCCCAUCACACACUUACACACCUUCACUGCCACCUUCACUGAGCCGCUUCAUGCUAUAUUUGGAGUAGAUUUUCAGUUUCUCAAG